AUGGCUAUCGCGGUGCUGUCGCCCGGCGCACAUCGUGUCGUGAUUCUUCAUGCCGUUAUCGGCAGUAUAUCUACAUUGUGUCUCUUGGUUCUCCUUGGUCACGUUAUUAGCGUCUCUUUCGUCCCCCUCUGUCGCUCGGCGUUCAACCUCAGGCGGACCGGCCAAAUAUCUCAUUCGUCGUCCACUGGGGGCUCAAAUUCUGGAGAAGUUGGAUCCACGGUCUUAGCUCAAGAUAGAAAGUCGAGCAUGGCCCAAGAAUUUGAACAAAGCUCUGAAGGGAUGGACAUCGAGCGUGCCCGAGCUCUCGCAGACAGACGCGCCCGAGCUCGUGCACGGGAAAUCUCUAGACAGAAAUCUAAAUAUAACGAGGAAAGGCUCUUCCUGAGGAUGCAACUUGGUGUUUUUAUCGUUUGCAUGCUCCUCAGUGAUUUGAUUCAGACCCUUGGAGUCCUCAUUCAAGUACGCUGGGCGUCGACAGGGCGGGUCGAACCUGGGAUGGCUUGUUGGGUACAGGCCGCAAUGCUCACUUUUGGAGACGUCGCGACUGCAGUUUGGAAUGCAGUUAUUGCAUGUCACACAUUUACGACAGUUGUCCUCGGAGUACGGAUGUCUACCGUGACAGUUGGUAUCAUUGUUGUCCUCGGGUGGACGUUUCCGAUCAUGAUGAAUGUCGUAGGCUCGGUAAUCAUUGCUGGCUCGAGGGGGGACUAUUACGAUGUGGCGGGAGCGUGGUGCUUCAUCUCGGAUCCUUACUCACUCGAACGUGUUGUGCUUCAUUACGUUCCACUUUUGGCAUCCGCCUUCAUCAUUACGAUCAUGUAUUCACUGGUCUCCUUGACCAUGAGAGGAAACCUCCAUAUUGCACAGAGCACGCGGGGACGGUUUCCUUGGCUUAGCGUUUCGUUCCGGAGAACAAGCAUCCAUCCCGGUACAACCGGAAACACUAAUCAAAAGCAGGUUGCCUACCUUCGUUCUCUGUCUCUCAAGAUGCUCUGGUACCCUUGUGUGUACAUUGCCUUGAUUUUGCCUAUCAGCAUCUGCCGAAUGGUCGAGCUCAAGCACAAAAAGGCACCAAAGCCUCUUCUCUACUUUUCCAUGACACUCCUCUUCUUGGUCGGCAUUAGCAACGUUGCAAUUUACGUUUCCACCAGAAAUAUGGGCCGGCCGAAAAGGCAUGUUCCGACAAGCUCAGUGAGAAAUACACAGAGUGGAACUCAAGUCGAGAUUUUUAUCGACAGAGUUACCCAGCAAGAUGUGGGGCUAGUGACGAUAGGAGGGACCAAGUUGAAUCGUGGAACGUCAUCUGCUGUCCGCUUUGAAGGUGAUCCCAAGAAGUACGGUGUCAAGUCGGGUGAGGAGGAUGCCAGUUCGAGGGCAUCAUCAGAGCAUCAGCGAGAUUUCAAGUCACCAACUUCGGCCACGCAGUUCACGCCCAGGAGUCCGAUAGGGGAUCGCGAAAGAAGUCAUGUCGCUCCUUUCCAAUCAGCAUUCGAACCACCGAUAACACAUAGCAACCACACACGGAUUCAUACGCCUACUCGCAGCGUUGGGAGCAUCGUGAUCGACAAGGUCGGAGGAGCCCAUCUCGAAAACUCUCCACCAUUCGAUACGGCUCUUACAGAGCGGGAGACAGUGUACCCUCCCACUGCACACUCCAGCGCACCGUUUCAAAUACCAGUCAAAGGUGCAGAUGUAGUGUGGGACUCUCGACAGCAAAGAGGUUAG
Messenger RNA from Serendipita indica DSM 11827, 1725 nucleotides. The record is from the annotation of a GenBank genome assembly. NCBI's taxonomy places the organism in Eukaryota, Fungi, Basidiomycota, Agaricomycetes, Sebacinales, Serendipitaceae.